Gavialis gangeticus (Gharial) is the source of this 2255-nucleotide messenger RNA. RefSeq names its product ADP ribosylation factor like GTPase 6 interacting protein 5 (gene ARL6IP5). Gene Ontology annotation, cellular component: membrane. Bases 55 to 621 code for a protein of 188 amino acids. The transcript is spliced from 3 exons. Gene Ontology annotation, biological process: negative regulation of transport. Lineage: Eukaryota; Metazoa; Chordata; Crocodylia; Gavialidae. The record is from RefSeq and is a predicted model, not a curated record.
GCCGGCCCCUCCCGCGCUGUCCCCGGGAGCGGUGCGGGCGGGCGCGGUGCAGCCAUGGAGGUGCAGGCGGCGCCGCUGCGGCCCUGGGACGAUUUCUUCCCCGGGCGCGACCGCUUCUCGCGGCCCGACCUGGGGGACGUGUCCAAGUGGAACCACCGCGUGGUCAGCAACCUGCUCUACUACCAGACCAACUACCUGGUGCUGGCGGCCGCCGUCGUCUCCGUCGUGGGAUUUCUGAGUCCACUCAACAUGCUGCUUGGCGGUACCGUGGUGGUGCUGGUGUUCAUGGGGUUUGUGUGGGCAUCGCACAACAAGGAUAUACUUGGCAGGUUUAAGAGGCAGUACCCAACUGCGUUUGUGGCAGCUAUCAUGUUGUCUAGCUACUUCCUGAUCUCCUGUGUUGGAGAUGUCAUGGUGUUCAUAUUUGGGAUCACACUUCCUCUGCUGUUGACUUUUAUCCAUGCUUCCCUGAGGCUCCGGAACAUAAAGAACAAACUGGAGAAUAAAAUGGAAGGAAUAGGUUUGAAGAAGACCCCGAUGGGCAUAAUACUUGAUGCUCUUGAACAGCAAGAAGAGAGCAUCAACAAACUGGCCGACUACCUUUCUAAAGUAAAGGAAUAAAGGGCGUAUGAGGUGGUGGUUAUUACCUGUUGCAGGAAUUGAGUUGCUCUUUUUGCUUUUUUCAAGCUUGCUUUCAGUUCGUGUGUGUGUGUGAAGUGAGAUGCGCACACUGCACAGAUUUACCAGUGGCAAGAUGCAGGUAUUCGAAGCUGUUCAGGGCUUCCCUGAGAAUACGGAGGAGCUAUUUAACCUUUCUAUUUAUGGUAAAGCGUCCCAGUGUUUGCACAUACACACACCAUUUUAAAGCAUUUGCCUGUUUUGUUUUGUUUUGUUUUUCUUGGAGGGGGGGGGAUACCUGGAACGUACUCUCUAAAGCUGUCUUUAGUAGUCAAGUGUUUUGUAUAAGUGUUUUUAUAAUCUACUUACUGGAGAGAGAGGAGGGGAACGGCCUGUACUUUAAUACAGUAUUGGUUGGCUAAUGUCACGCUACAUCACUUGGCAGAGUCAAGACCAGAGACAACUUCCAGCUAAUUGUAAAUGCACUGUUACUUUUUUUUUUUUUUUUAAAGUUUUCUCUGAGCUAGGCCACCUUUCCACCUGACGGGACAAAUGGAAAGAGCAAGCUUACACUGGUAACUGUGCUCAUUUUGUAACCAAUUGGAAUUCCCCUUCUGUUUACAUUCUGACUUAUUUAAUAUUACUUUUUCUUUUCUUUUUUGAAAUACCCAUUUAGAUUUUGAACUGUUGUUAACAUGUCAGACUAUUCCCCGUGUCGUGGGCACAGCUGAAUGGCACAAUGCAAAUUCCACAAAGCGCAUGUAGGAGAGGCAUGUCAGCCUCGUAUCUCAGCAAGGCCCUUGUUCCGGUGGAGUCCCUGGAAGUUGGACUGUUCACUUCAGCAGAGCCAGGAUUUUGCAGUUUCAUAAAAUCUUGCUUAUAGCAAGGAUUCUGCCCUAUUGGCGUUCCGAAAAAAUCUCUUGCCUUGUUCUGCUCGUGAGCGGAGAAACAACAACGCAAGCUAAAAUACAAAUCUUACCAACUAGCUUGUUCACUUCUGGCACUGCUCAAGGGAAAGGAGGCUCAGCUUCAGGUUUACGAAUAAAAGCAAUAAAUCAAUAGAUGCGCACACUUCUAGAACCCAUUCCAAAUUCUUGCAGGAAACUGCGUGCACCACUUCACGGUGUUUUGUUUUUUUUCCCAGGAAACUUUUAGCUUGAAAUGCCAGUUCUGAGUGCCAUUGCAAGUUCAGGAUUUGUCUAAACUUCAAGCCAGGAAAAUAUGUUGUCUAGUUUAACAUGGCAUAGGGGUGUGGGGCCAUCCCUCUUGUGUGUAUCACCUCGCUGUGAAGUAUGGAGCUGUAAUUGUUUUUCCACCCUACAUUGUGGAUAAAGUAGACUUCCCCCUCCAAAGCCUUCAGAAAGUGUAUAUAACCCUUGCACCUAUUUGUUCUAGAAGCCUGAACCACCUCAUUCCAUGCAAACAUUAUGAAAUGAUCAGUAUUUAUUCUAAGCAUGUCUCUGUAUAGUACAGGAUAAGAAGCAAGGGCCUGCUCCUUAUUCUUUUGUCUUUAGUUUUGAUGAGUAUUUCCAUACAUGCAUUACAGAAGAAAUGCUAGCUUCUGCCAUCAUGGUUAAAUUGUAGCAUUUUAAAAAAAAAAAAUCACAGUUGUGAAGAAUAAAGUUUAACAAGUGAAA